Oncorhynchus tshawytscha (Chinook salmon) is the source of this 2618-nucleotide messenger RNA. It is a transcript of the gene mep1bb, whose product is annotated as meprin A subunit beta b. NCBI's taxonomy places the organism in Eukaryota, Metazoa, Chordata, Actinopteri, Salmoniformes, Salmonidae. Gene Ontology annotation, cellular component: membrane. Bases 94 to 2277 code for a protein of 727 amino acids. Gene Ontology annotation, biological process: proteolysis. The transcript is spliced from 14 exons. The record is from RefSeq and is a predicted model, not a curated record. Gene Ontology annotation, molecular function: zinc ion binding; metalloendopeptidase activity; protein binding.
CUAGCUUAGCACCUUUUACAAGUCUGUCUGAGAGGCCAAGGCUACUAAUUCUUAGUGUUCCAUACUAAGGGAUUCUUUGACUAGGGAGUAAACAUGGGGAGGAGAACGACAUAUUUAGUCAUCCUCCAUAUUUCAUGGAUCUUAUGUGAAAAUGUCUUAUCUCUGCCUUCACCAAGAGUUUUAGAAUAUGAUGUGGAUGGUGGAAGGGACAUGGACAUCUUUGAUAUCAAUGAAGAGGCUGGGUUAAACCUGGUGGAGGGGGAUAUUGAGCUUGAUGAGAAACAAGGCCGGAAUUCUAUAAUAGGGGAUCAAUACAGAUGGCCAAAGACUGUUCCCUACUACUUUGAGGAUGACUUGGAGAUCAAUGCAAAAGGUGUUAUCCUGAAGGCCUUUGAACAGUACCGGCUGAAGACCUGUAUCGACUUCAACCCUUGGGAGGGAGAGCAGAACUACAUUUCCAUUUUCAAAGGAAGCGGUUGUUUCUCAUCUGUGGGUAACCAACAUGUGGGGAAACAGAGGUUGUCCAUCGGGACCAAUUGUGACCGCAUUGCGACCAUCGAACACGAAUUCCUCCAUGCACUGGGUUUCUGGCAUGAGCAGUCACGGUCGGACCGCGAUGACUACGUCACCAUCCUGUGGGACCACAUCUCUGAGGGUAAGGAACACAACUUCAACACGUACAAUGACACCAUGUCCAGUUCUCUGGGUGUCCCCUACGACUACGGUUCCAUGAUGCACUACAGUAAGACUGCGUUCAGGAACGGUACCGAGCCCACAAUCGUCACCAAGAUCCCCGCCUUCGCUGAUGUCAUCGGUCAGCGCAUGGAGUUCAGUGAUAAUGACCUGCUCAAGUUACGGCGCCUCUACAACUGCACACGCUCCUCCACUUUCCUGGACACCUGCGACUUUGAGAGGGAGAACAUCUGUGGCAUGAUCCAGGGGCCGGGGGACCAGGCAGAAUGGACAAGGGUGACCCAGGCGCCUGGCGGGCCCAACACGGACUACUCCAACAUGGGCAAAUGCACCGGCUCAGGCUACUUCAUGCACUUGAGCACUGCCACAGGCAAACCAGCAGACACAGCCAGGCUGGAGAGCAGACUGCUCUACCCCAAGAGAAGCUACCAGUGCCUGCAGUUCUUCCUCUACAAUGGUGGUGGCGCCAACGAUCAGCUGGUGAUCCUUGUCCGAGAGUACGAUGAAGCCCACCCCAACGGAACCCUGCGUGUUAUUCAGCCCAUAGUUGCACCACCUCAAGACCUAUGGCAACUGCACCAUGUGAGCCUGAACGUGGUCAAGAAGUUCCGGGUGGUGUUCGAGGGCAUCAAGGGCGACGCCCCCUCCACAGGUGGUCUCUCCCUGGACGACAUUAACCUCUCUGAGACUACCUGCCCUGAUCACGUGUGGCGGGUGAAGAACUUCAGCCACAUCAUGGAGACCACUCCUAACGACAAACCCAUCUACAGCCCCCCGUUCAAGUCUAGAGAGGGCUACACCUUCCAGAUGGGGCUCUACCCCAGUGGGAAGGAGGGCUACGCGGGGGAGCUUUCUGCCUACGCCCACCUGGUGACCAUGACCGGUGACACAGAGGUGCGGAAGUGGCCGUGUCCGUGGAAACAGAUGACCAUGAUGCUGUUCGAUCAGAACCCAGACAUAAUGAGGCGUAUGAACAACCAGCGCAGUGUCACCACCGAUCCUACUAAGAAACUCAGUGAGACUUCAGAGCAGUUCUUCUGGGAUGACCCUCGUAAGGUGGGCGUUGAAGUGUCAGCGGCGGAUGGGACCAAAUAUUUUCGUGGGCCGGGUGCCGGGACAACCACAUACCUCACCCAUGGCAGGGCCAAGAGCAGGGACUUCAUCAAGGGGGGAGACGCCAUCUUCCUGCUUACCAUGGAGGAUGUGUCACAUCUUACGGUGACCCAGCCCGUACCCUCCUCCACAUUGCCACCAGUCACCACGGUUACCACCGCCAUAUUGCCACCUACUGACCCCUGCACUAAGGUCACAUGUGGGAAUGAGGGCGUCUGUGUGGUGGAUGCUGGAAAUGCUCUUUGCAGGUGUGCAGUUGGUGACGACUGGUGGUACUACGGAGAGAGUUGUCAGUAUCAGGGUUCCACCCAGGACACAAUGACCACAGCGCUUAUAGCCUCUUUCUCUGUGCUGGGUGGCAUGUUGGUGGUGACUGCAGUCAGUGUGGUGUGUGUGAAGAGGAAAAACAAGAACAGCGGAGGUGGAGACCGGGGCAUCACCAUGUCCAAUGUCACCGUCACAGGAAUGUAAUGUUUUUCCCCCUGCCAGAACCAAAACUAUUCAUGGCCAGCCGUAAGUAGAUGAAGAAGUUAACUGCAAAAGCUACAACUCCUUCAAAUUUAAAUGACAAAAGGUCUACUGGAAAUUCCACUUAAAUGUCUCAUCCCAAUAAUUAUCUGCCUAUCAGCCAUGUAUUUUGAUCAGCCUGUUAAUUUUUACAUGAUUUGUAGUUUCUUUGUAUGUAAAAUCUCCAACUAUUUUCUUGUGCUAAAUUUUUAUUUAAACACUUGAAAGGGGGAUGUGCUCUACCUCUCCCGCACAGGUUAUUUUCGUAUUUGUGUGCAAAAAAUAAAUAAAAAUCUGAAAUAUGC